Pyrenophora tritici-repentis Pt-1C-BFP is the source of this 1965-nucleotide messenger RNA. The record is from RefSeq and is a predicted model, not a curated record. Lineage: Eukaryota; Fungi; Ascomycota; Dothideomycetes; Pleosporales; Pleosporaceae.
AUGUCCGCCUCGUCCUCGUCAACCCAAAAUGUUGCCCACGGUUUUGCUCAAACACCUCCAUCCGGCGGCGCCGAACAGAAGUCACAUCCGCCGCAACCACGCGUUCGCCGCCGAAAUCGUCUCAUCACUUCUUGUCUUGAAUGUCGACGGCGAAAGCUGAAAUGUGACAAAGCCAAUCCGUGUACGCAUUGUACAAAAACUAACCGAAAAUGCGUCUUCAUCGCCUCGGGCAUGGACGCGGACGCACAAGCGAAACUUGCCGAAGUCAAAGAACGGAUGGGCAUGCUGGAGAAGAGCCUGGAAGAAGAUGUCGUGCUCAAAAGAAAACCUAGUAUCAGAACUACCUCUGAAUGUUCGAGACUGAGUGUUCUGCCUGGCCAAGAGCAGCAGAGCGAUCAAGAGGACGAAGAAGAUACCCGAGACCUCCGUCCAACCAACCUUGUUACUGAAGAUUCUGCCUACUGUGAGCCUGAAGAGGAUUUCAAUGAUGACAUGGUCGAUCUGGGCUUUCGCAUAGGAAAAUUACGCAUUACUGAUCGAGUUGGAGGUCUUGUGCGUCCGAGAUUCUCCGACGAGCUUGCCCAAUCUCUCAACGAACUUCCUCUGCAGGCAUCUCCUAGCCGAUCUUUCAUCGAUGAAGACCCCAUAAACUGGUUAGCGCCGACUUCCGACUACAUUGCCCCGUCUUCAAACUUCAUCUUGGCGUCCGGCGUCGACAGAGCGUUGCUUGAAUCUCAUCUUCCGGCACGAGCCGUAGUUGAUAGGUUGAUUGCCAAUUAUUGGAUACGCGUUCAUCCCAUCGCACGUACUGUGCAUCGCCCUUCGUUUGAGCGUCAGUAUCAAAACUUCUGGAUCAGGAUGAACAUGGGCAUGAAGCCUCGCUCUUCAUUCCAAGCCGUGCUCUUUGCUGCCUUGUUAAGCUCCGUGGUCUCCAUGAGUGCGGAUACAGUGCGUAAUGAAUAUGGUGCCGAAAAGAGAACCUUGGUAGACAAUUUCCGUGAGGGGGCUGAAGCAGCUCUUGUCAAGGCCAAUUUCCUGCGAACCGCCAAACUGGAGACGCUGCAGGCUUUUGUCAUGUACCUGAUUCCCUUGUGUCGUAAUGAAGUAUCUCGCGCUCAUUCUGCACUCGUUGGGUCGCUCAUACGCCUGGCAGAGUGCAUGGGACUACACCGCGACCCCACAGCAUACAGCACCUCGUCCAUUGAGACUCAAGUUAGACGCGUUCUCUGGUUUCAGAUCUGCUUCCUCGAUAUCCGCACCUGCGACGCUGUGGGACCUCGCCCGCACAUCCGUCUGGACGACUACGAUACGCGCUUUCCGCUAAACAUCGAUGACGUUGAACUCGACCGCGCUGAGCGUGGCGAAAGCGGCAUAGAUUCUUUCCAGGCUGCCAUGGAGAAGAAAUACGUCCCGAUGCUCGGAAAGUCUGAGCCGCUUCACGUUCUAGCAUCAGAGCUGCAUGGAAUUUUUUCGAAUCGCUUGUACAUUUCCUUGCUGCAGAGAUACAUAACAGCUGCCCGCAAUAGAUUGCCGGAACGCUUACGACAACUCACAUUGAGUGCGGCAACCAUGAUCUUGGAACACGGCAUGACCGUCGAACAAGACCCGGUUCUAUCCGCCUGGUCAUGGAUCGUCGGUGCCCUCCAUCAACACCACUGUGCCCUUCUUCUCGUCAACGAAGUCUACAUCGUCAACCCAGAACCAGCAAUGGAACAACGUAUCUGGCGCUGUCUAGACUACUCCUUCGACAUACCGAGCGGUCUCUCCAACGUGCAAAAAAUCCGACUCGUCCUAGAAGAAUUAAUCUGGAAAUCGAAAAAAUACGCCGAAAUGACAGGCAAUGACGUAGAGCGCAUGUUUGGAAGUGCAGAGUUGGGGGCGGGGAAUAUGCUUAUUCCGCCGUUUACGUUUCCGCAGUUUUCGGCGGAGCAUCUGAGGGCGCCGCUGGGGAGGGAUGGUGUGUAG